Brassicogethes aeneus is the source of this 369-nucleotide messenger RNA. The record is from the annotation of a GenBank genome assembly. NCBI's taxonomy places the organism in Eukaryota, Metazoa, Arthropoda, Insecta, Coleoptera, Nitidulidae.
AUGUUUCAAAGACUUGUCCUAUUAAGAAGAUUUCUGUCUAAGAAGCCGCCCAAGCCUGGAAAACCCAAAAAAUCCUUCCAGGAAACCGCCUACGAUCUGGCAGGUUUUAACAAGUAUGGACUGAUGAGAGACGACCUUCUGGACGAAACGGAUCACGAUGUACAGGAGGCUCUUACACGUUUGGACCCUGACGAGUACGAUUGCAGGGUGUUUCGCAUUUUAAGGGCGACUCAGUUGUCGCUUCGUCACGAAUAUCUGCCCAAAAGCGAGUGGACCAAGUUUGAAGACGAUUAUUUUUAUUUGACCUCCAUCAUCAAAGAACUGCACCAAGAGCAGAGCGAAAGAAAGGCUUGGGAAAGUAAAUUUUAG